UUUGGUAUUUGGCCCAUAGAUAUUGGGUGGGAUUCGUUUAGGUUAGAACAACAGGAGACGCGUCUAUUGAUUUUAAGAAAACACCUAGACGUCGCCUUCUCCCUUCUCUCUGGCGAUUCCUCUUCCGGCGUCUCAUCUCUGUAACCUGCUCUUAAUGGCUCUGCUAAUCACGUCCUCUAACGACGAAACGCAUUCUCCUCAUGUAACGCCUCCAGGAUCCUCCUUUAUAUAGAGCUGCUCGAACUCCAGACGCUAACGCCGCCGUCGCCUACUCCACGUUCGAUUCUCUUCGCCUCGGAAGAGCCGCUCAGUCCGUUGUUGCUCGCGUCAUCCGCUUUUGGGACUCCCGUAACAUCAACAAAAAUGGAGAGUUUAUGGGCAUAACGAUUCUCCUCCUCGAUGAAUUGGACUCUGUUAUUCACGGAUUCAUACCCGCUAACCGUGCCAGUCACUACCGGAGCGAUUUGAAAACUGGUUCUAUUGUCAGAUUGGACCGCUUUGAAGUUGCGCGUGUGGCUCACAUGUACAAGAUCACAGAACAUCAGUUCUUGAUCCGGUUCAUCGCUUCAACGCGUAUUGUUGAGGUCCAAACGGAUGCUCCUGUGAUCAAGUUCGACAAGUUCAUGGUGAGGCAUCACGAUCAUCUUCAAGUGCUUGCGAACACCAACCUUGAGCUUCCAGAUGUGGUGGGUGAAAUACAGUCCGUGCAGGGAUCCGACCUCAAGAACAAUGCAGCCACGAGCAGGGUCGUCGUCCGCUUCUUAAUCGAACGGAAUGUAACUGUCUACUUUUCUUUGUGGGAUGAGGCUGCAUCAACCUUUAGGGGCUUCUUGAAAGCAGAAGACAAAUCGAACUCCGUAAUGUUGGUGACCACAGUUAAUCCUAAACUGUUUGGAGGGAGUAUGUAUUUGAACUCCACACAAGGAACUAAGUUCUUCUUUGACACCAGCAUCCCUGAGAUAACAAAGUUUGUCAGCAGUGUUGGAGCUACAACAGCGCAGGCUUACACUUGUGUGGACACUCUCCAAGGAAUCAAUAAGAAGGAGCUUGUCUCAAUAGGGGAUCUCAACUCCUUCAUCUCCAACUCCAAUGAACAGACCCAAGAAGCAGAUUUUCUCUGCAAGGCCCAGAUUGUUAGUGUGAUCCAGGAGAAUGGGUGGUCCUUUGUGUCUUGCACGGGUUGCCACAAAAAAAUGGAGAAACGUGGGACUUCCCUGAUCUGCAGCCGAUGUGAAACUCCUGACGUGACGGGUGUUGUCAGGUUCCGUGUUGAGCUUGCUGUUGAUGAUGGCAAAGAUAGCGCCACCUUUGUUGUCUUUGAUAAGGAGAUGACCAAACUUACCAAACGUGAAGCUGCUGUUCUUGCCCUGGAUGAGGAUUCAAACGGUGGAGAGGACUAUCUCCCAAGUUGUCUUGAAGAGCUAACAGGAAAGGAGUUAGUGUUUCAAAUCCGUGUCACACCUUUCAACUUCACUCCCAAACACCGUACCUUCACUGUCUCCACCAUUACUGAAGAGAUCACAAUGGAGAACCAUAGCAAGGAACACAUUGGAAACACUCUUCCAAACCGUGGAGGUGACUUAGGAUUGGCAGCUUCGUCUUCGGGCCCGUCUGUUUUGGGAGACAAGAUUGGAGAGAAUGCAGACGCUGAGAAGAAACGCAAGCGUGGCCGUGAGUAAUUGGAUUCCCUAUUCUUAUCAACCCGUCACAAGUCUUAUCUAUCUUUUAAAAAAACUUCUAAUAUCUAUGUUUUUCAUUAUGCACUUUGGGUUUUUUUCAUUAUGCACUUUGGGUUUUUUCCUUUAUCGUCUGCAUCUCCUCUGAUGUUUUACUUUUGUUUUGGAAUAUUAAUGAAUCUUUGACGGGUUUAAUUCGAUUUAUAGCUUAUGAGUACUA
This is a messenger RNA of Brassica napus (rape), 1896 nucleotides long. RefSeq lists its product as uncharacterized. Bases 375 to 1679 code for a protein of 434 amino acids. The transcript is spliced from 11 exons. Gene Ontology annotation, cellular component: nucleus. Lineage: Eukaryota; Viridiplantae; Streptophyta; Magnoliopsida; Brassicales; Brassicaceae. The record is from RefSeq and is a predicted model, not a curated record. Gene Ontology annotation, molecular function: DNA binding. Gene Ontology annotation, biological process: DNA recombination; DNA repair; DNA replication.